UAAAUUCAUAACCAAUCAGUUUUGAUCAUUUACACGCGCAUCAUGGAAACACGUGUUUGUUAAAAUGUUAUAAAAAUAUAAAACACUAUAAAUCUUAAAAAAUCAUAAAAAUAGUUUAUUCAACGGAAUAUGAAUAUUAACAUUUUGUAUUCAGCAAUGAUUUCAUUACCCAUAGAUUUUCUUUAGUAUUACCCAUAAUAUUACAAUAAAAUCAAUGGCGUCUCAAAUUGUGUAUUACGUAUUUGAGAAGUGAAUUUAGUAAUUUAAUUUGGAUUAUUUUUACAAUGGCUGUUAAAGAAAAAUCUGCAGAAUCUACUGAAGAUAUAGAAUGGAAUAUAGAAAAUGAAAUUAAUCUUUUCUUCGCUAUGAAUGGUCAUAAACCAGUUGGUAUCAAUAAAUAUUUUCACAUGAUAUGUAUAAGGGAAAAAUUUCGUGGUGCUAUUCAUAAAAAUGUUUCAUUAAAAGCAAUUUGGGACCAUUUAGAAUCAAUGUAUGAUCUUAUGGCUCUAGAUGAUAUGGAAGAUUUGCCAUUUCCAAGUCACGAAAUGGAUUUUUCACUUCCUGAAUCAGAAUAUUUAGGGUCAUUAAAAUUGAGGAAAAAGGAAGAGCAAGAAAGCAAAUUCAAAGAACAAAAAGAUAAUAAAUAUAAAGAAAUAAAAAAAGAAAAAGAUAUAAGGGAGUCAUUUAAGAAAGAAGCUAUGCUACGCGAUAUGAAAGGAUCCAAAGAUCUUGAAAAGAAAAAGGAAGAUAUAAAGAAAUAUGUUAAAGAAAUAGAUUUAAAAAAAGAUAAACUAAGAGAUAUGAAAGAUUCAAGGAAGGAACAUAAACUUUCUAAAGGCAGGUCUAAAGGGAAGGAUGAAAUGGAAGAAAUUGCAUCAAAUGUAAAAAAAGAACGCAAGGAUUCUGAUUCAAGUCGUGAAAGCUUAAAAAGAGGUCCGAAGAGACCAACUAGACAAAGUGUGGAUAGUUCAUCGAAAGCUUCUUCCAGUCCACGUGAUACACCACCAUUAAAACGUAGAAGGAUAUAACAGUAUAUAUUUUCUUCACAAAAUAGUAUUAUCAUUUGAAUAUAAGAUUAUGAGAAGAUGAAUAUACUUGUUUAUUUUUUUAAAAGUUACGAUUUCUUAUGUUAUAAGAGUAGUUUUUACAAAUGUUAUUUCUAUCGUUUUGUAUAAUUUGAAUGUACUUGUAUAUAUUUGUAAAAGAAUUUUGAUUUUAACACUGUAAAUACACACACUAUUAUAUUUAA
Molecule: messenger RNA, 1249 nt
Organism: Polistes canadensis
Lineage: Eukaryota; Metazoa; Arthropoda; Insecta; Hymenoptera; Vespidae
Gene: MrgBP
Product: MRG/MORF4L-binding protein
Exons: 4
Coding region: 285-1028 (247 amino acids)
Biological process (GO): regulation of transcription by RNA polymerase II
Cellular component (GO): nucleus; NuA4 histone acetyltransferase complex
Source: RefSeq, a predicted model, not a curated record